AUGGUGCUAAUCAUCAAGGUCGCUGUGACGAUUAGCUGCAUUUUGCAAGGCUAUGUGUUCUCCUCUAAAGGACCUUAUUGCAGUACUGAAGUGGCUCCCUGUGACGCGAAACUUGGCAAUUGCAAUGUUCAAGUGCCUCCCUGUGACGCGAAAGACGGCAAUUGCAAUGUCCAAGUGCCUCCCUGUGACGCGAAAGACGGCAAUUGCGAAAAGAAAGCCUCUCCCUGCCCCACGAAAGACGACAAUCGCGAAGAUACAGCCUCUCCUUGCUCCAAGAAAAAGGGCAAAUGCCGUGGUAAAGCGUCUCCCUGCUCCACGAAAGAUGGCAACUGCGAUGAUGAAGUGUCUCCCGAAGAUCAAGUGCCUCCCGACAAUCGAGUGCCUCCCGACGAUCAAGUGCCUCCCGACGAUCAACUGUCUUCCAAUGAUCAAGGCUCCUCGAAAGGUCCUGAAUGCGGCAUAUUCAGUUUCUGCUCCUCGAGAGUCGGUACUUGCCGCCCCCGCAGUGGUGGUGAGACAAACAGCCGGGUCAUUCUGCCAUCCAAAGAUCCAUGGUACCGAGGAGUAGAGUCAAUCGACCAAAUGGAUUCGGGCCAGGUGAUCAGAGUCCGACCGUCGCCCGGCAAUCUGACGUCGAAGCUCAAGAAUCUCAAAACGUCGGAACAGAUCCUCUUCAGCAGCAGCGACUCGGACGACAAGUCCAUCUGGGGCGUGACGACGGUCUUCGUGCCCAAGUGGAUCAACGUAACCAUGCCCGCCACCGUGUCCUUUCAGAUGACGUCGCUCUCGGCCAACAUUGACGAAAGCCCGAGCUACCUGCUGGCGUCGAAGCAGGCCGACGUGCGGUGGGACGUCCUGGACCGGAUGCUGGGGCUGGGCUGGCACGUUCUCGUGCCCGACCACGGCGGCCCGCUCGCGAGCUACAGCGCCGGCAAGAAGGCCGGUCAGCUGGUGCUCGACUCCAUGCAGGCCUUUUUCGACCUCGCGGGCGGCCGCUACGGGCUCAAGGCCAACUCGGUCAAGUUCGCGGCCUGGGGCUACUCGGACGGCGCCGCCGCGACGGCGUGGGCGUUUAUUCGCAAGACCAAGCACGCGCCGUGGCUGCAGGGCCGGCUCCGGACGUACGCCAUGGGCGGGCUGCCGGUGAACCCGCUGCGCAUGCUGCUGGCCCUGGACCAAACCGAGGACACGGUCAAGGUCAUCACUGGCCUCUCGGGCCUGAUGACGGACUAUCCCGAGUACAACGGGACGAUGCAGCGGCUGGUGCACGCCGAGGGCGCGUUCAACAUCUCGGCGUUUGACAGGAUCAAGACGCUGAAGCUGGAAGAUGCCUAUACCGAGUACGCGAACCAAAACCUGUCGGAGUACUUUGUCGGCGGCCUGGCGCAGGCGGUCAAGGAUCUGGACAAGAUGCCUGAGAACACCAACAUCUUCCGCAAGGUGAAGCAGAAUUCUGACGUGGGCGAGGAUGUGGUGCAGCUCCAGGAGGGCAUCAUGGUCUACCAUGCCAUCAACGACCAGCUUGCCGCGAUUGCCGACGUCGACCGGCUCGUCAAGAAGUUCUGGUGCAUCAAGCGGCAGUACGUGUACUAUCGCCGGAACCGCGAGGGCGGGCACUGCGAGAACGGGCACGCAAGCCUCGACGCCGUGCUGGAGUUUAUUUCACUUGACUUUCACAGACAUUACUGGUGGUACGUCAUAGGCAGACCUUCUAGCCUUUGCGAUAUUAUCGACGUGUCGGCCACGCCCUCCAUGGAGGAUAUGACGGAGUACCUGGACUAG
Cordyceps militaris CM01 is the source of this 1782-nucleotide messenger RNA. RefSeq names its product lipase precursor, putative. Bases 1 to 1782 code for a protein of 593 amino acids. The transcript has a single exon. Gene Ontology annotation, biological process: lipid catabolic process. NCBI's taxonomy places the organism in Eukaryota, Fungi, Ascomycota, Sordariomycetes, Hypocreales, Cordycipitaceae. Gene Ontology annotation, molecular function: triacylglycerol lipase activity. The record is from RefSeq and is a predicted model, not a curated record.